This is a messenger RNA of Penicillium canariense, 1713 nucleotides long. Its product is annotated as putative RSC complex subunit Sfh1. Bases 1 to 1713 code for a protein of 570 amino acids. Gene Ontology annotation, cellular component: nucleus; nuclear chromosome; RSC-type complex. The transcript has 4 exons. NCBI's taxonomy places the organism in Eukaryota, Fungi, Ascomycota, Eurotiomycetes, Eurotiales, Aspergillaceae. The record is from RefSeq and is a predicted model, not a curated record. Gene Ontology annotation, molecular function: transcription coregulator activity; zinc ion binding. Gene Ontology annotation, biological process: chromatin remodeling; regulation of transcription by RNA polymerase II.
AUGUCCCCUCUCAGAGGAUACAUUACAUCAUAUCCGCCACGCGUGCGCCAGUAUGGGAACGCGUUGCUGACACCUGUCUACCCGGUACAGACCGGCCCGACGCCGCGGACGACAAAACGCGGUACCACGGCGAUCAAUUAUGCUGAAGACGGAUACGAUGAUGAUGAUUUUGAAGAGAGUGAGGGUCCCCGCCGGCCCACUGGGCUGAGGAGUCUGCGGCGCGAGGAGUCGACUGGCGGCAUGUUGUCGUCGUCGGAGAAGUUGGGCAAGGAAGCGCAUGCGCCUGUCGAGGUGCAGGGUGUGUUUCGCGAAUGGAUGAUCAAACGAAUGUUGCGACCCGCAUGUGCGGACCAACUCCAGAUUCAAGCGCAGCUCCCUCUAACACUCGUUCCGAUUCGAAUUGACGUGGAAGUCCCCGCGCAUCAGCCCCUUGAGCCCUUUCCCUUCCCCCGCGCCGUCAUGGAUCAAGCGAUCAACCCAACCCUUCCUGCAUACCGGAGGCCAGAGCCAUUACCUCCAUUCAGAAUCAAGGACACCUUUCUUUGGAACCUCCAUGAAGCCCUUGCUACACCAGAGGAGUUUGCCAUUGGAUUUGUCCGUGACCUUGAUCUCCCGAACCCACAGGCGACGACUAUGACUAUUAGCAAUCAAAUUCGCCAACAACUCGAAGAGUACGCGGGUGUGGCUCUUCAUCCUCUGUUCCAGAGUAGCCAGCCAAUUCCUGCGCCGAGUCUGGGCCCGCAGACAGACGCUUCCCGGGACGCAUCUAUGACUCCGGCUGCGACAAAUUUCGAUACGCCGGAUAGUCGGGGCAUUGGGGCAACAGUAACAGUGACAAAAGAAGCGCUUGUUAACGACAGCCUUCUGAACCCGGACGAUGCGUACCGAUGCUUGAUCAACCUUAACAUCAAUCUUCAAAACAAGCUCUACACCGACAAGUUCGAAUGGUCUCUGCUUCACCCGCCAGGCAUGGCCGAGGAAUUUGCCCAAAUCACCUGCGCUGACUUGCAUCUCGGCGGUGAAUGGGUGAGCGCGAUCUCACAUGGAAUCUACGAGGCCGUUUUGAAGCUCAAGAAGGAGGUUUGCGAGAGCGGCGGUCUAGUGAGCGGGAUCAACGGCUAUGGGAAUGAAAUUGACAACCAAGCCGCCAACGGCGUCGAGGCUGGUUGGCGUUACGACCCUGAGACCCUCGGUGAUGAGUGGCAGCCGCAAGUCGAGACUUUGUCUAAGGAAGAGAUCGAGAGGAGGGAGGGUGACCGCGAGCGGCAAAUUAGGCGUCUACGACGGGAGACUGCUCGAUUCUCUUCCACCGCGGGUAUUACGCCGGAGGUCUCUCGUCAAAGCAGUGGUGGCUACUUUGACGUCGAUAGUGAGACGCCUUUGGGCCGGGGAGAGCGAAAUAAGCGGAAGCGUCGCUUCCGCAGUCUUAGUCCUUUGGGUAGAAGCACUCCUGGUGGCCGAGGUACCCCAGAAACGGGCUCAGGUGCCGGGUAUGGUGGCGGAGGUGGUACUCUUACAGAUUGGGAACGGCAAAGCUGGCGAUGCAGCAAUUGUAUGGUCUGGGGUACAGCAGUCUGGGCAGUACGAGACGGACCGGAUGGCCCACGGACGCUCUGCCACAACUGUGGUUUCCUCUACGAGCGAGACAAGACCACUCCGGAGUGGUCAAGGGACCUCCACCGCCACGAUAUCCCCGUCGGUCGGUUUGCCUAG